AUGAUGUCACGAUCGACCAUUCGCCAUUUGGCAGGGCUCCUUUUGAUCACGAGCCUCAUUUCCUCGGCAUCUGCUGCCAGGACAGCCGAUUGGAAGCCCAGAUCAAUAUACCAGACCAUGACAGAUCGUUUCGCUCGCACAGACGGAUCGACAACAGCACCAUGCAACGCCACGGCGGGCUUUUACUGUGGAGGAACAUGGCGAGGCACUAUUGACCAUCUCGACUACAUCCAAGGAAUGGGGUUUGAUGCCGUGAUGAUCUCCCCCAUCAUCGAGAAUAUCCAUGGUCGAGUCUCCUAUGGCGAAGCCUACCACGGUUACUGGCCAUUGAACUUCGACAAUCUCAACUCUCAUUUUGGCUCACACCAAGACUUGCUCGACCUCAGUGCUGCUGUCCACUCCCGGGGCAUGUACUUAAUGAUGGAUACGGUGAUCAACAACAUGGCCUACAUCACGAAUGGCAGCAAUCCUGCCACAAACAUCGACUACUCCGUCUUCACACCUUUCAAUAACGCUGACUAUUUCCAUCCCUACUGCAAAAUCACGGACUGGAAUAACAUGACCGAUGCCCAGAAUUGCCAGACAGGUGAUAAGAAAGUGCCCCUGCCGGAUCUUUACACAGAGCACGAUGAUGUGCAACAGCUUAUGAUUAAAUGGGCAAACAAGGUCAUCAAGACCUACUCCAUUGACGGGCUCCGGAUUGAUGCCGCCAAGCACGUCAACCCAGGCUUUCUGGCGAACUUUCGCAAGGGUGUCGACACUUUCAUGACCGGAGAAGUGCUUGAAGGAGCAGUCAGCAUCAUGGAAGACUACCAGACCAACUACAUCGACAGUUUGCCAAAUUAUCCGAUCUAUUUCGAAAUCCUAGCUGCUUUUACCAAUGGCAACACGUCCCUAUUGGCGAAAGCAGUGGAAAACAUGAGAAUCUCGAUGCCAGAUGUCAAUGCUAUGGCCUCUUUCUCUGAAAAUCAUGACAAGCCUCGAAUUGGUAGUUAUUCCAAGGACAUAGCGAUGGCCAAAAAUGUCCUGGUGUUUACCAUGCUGUUUGAUGGAAUCCCGAUGGUCUAUCAAGGCCAAGAGCAACACCUGUCGGGAAACAGUGUGCCUGUCAAUCGAGAAGCCAUCUGGCUCACCAAAUACGACACCAACGCGGAGCUCUACAAGCUGAUCGCGAAACUGAAUCGCGUCCGGAAACACGCAGCCUACUUGGGCACGGACUACUUCGAUGACUCGACUCAUACGAUCUUCCAGGGUGGUAGUGAACUGGCUUUCACAAAAGGUGUCCAGGGUCGACAGGUGGUCAUGGUGUUGUCCACUCAAUCUUCCACCAGUUCAGCCUACCAGAUCGACAUGGCAGUCAGCUUUAACGCCGGUACGGCCGUGACGAAUGUUCUGGACUGUACCAACUAUACUGUCGACAACCAGGGCAUGUUGCAUGUUCCUAUGAACAAGGGAGAGCCUCGGGUUUUCUACCCCACAAACUACAUGGACGGUAUUGGUCUUUGUGGUUACCCUGAGUCGAACAUUUCUCUCGCGAUGUUGAAGACUCACAGUUGGACGUCGGCUGGCAUCCGACCUACCAGUGGCACCGGUCUAGCUACCCUCCUGCUAACAGUGGUGAGCGGCAUGUUCGUGACGUUCCUUUGA
This is a messenger RNA of Penicillium verrucosum, 1647 nucleotides long. RefSeq names its product alpha-amylase. The transcript is spliced from 2 exons. The coding region runs from base 1 to 1647 and encodes 548 amino acids. The record is from RefSeq and is a predicted model, not a curated record. Gene Ontology annotation, molecular function: calcium ion binding; alpha-amylase activity. NCBI's taxonomy places the organism in Eukaryota, Fungi, Ascomycota, Eurotiomycetes, Eurotiales, Aspergillaceae. Gene Ontology annotation, biological process: carbohydrate catabolic process.